Sporothrix schenckii 1099-18 is the source of this 2112-nucleotide messenger RNA. RefSeq lists its product as uncharacterized. NCBI's taxonomy places the organism in Eukaryota, Fungi, Ascomycota, Sordariomycetes, Ophiostomatales, Ophiostomataceae. The transcript has 4 exons. The coding region runs from base 1 to 2112 and encodes 703 amino acids. The record is from RefSeq and is a predicted model, not a curated record.
AUGUUCGAUGUGGUAUGGGCAAACCCCAACCGGGAGCUGGUCGGCCAGAGAAAGGCACGAAAGGAGAAGGAGAAGGAGCAAAGAGACACAUGUAGCAGCGGCGGCCGCUCAACAGCACCGGCGGAAACAGAGACCUCGUCACUUCGCAACAGGAAGCCGCAGAGCUUUCUAGAGUCCAUCCGCUUCAAGAAGAAGAGGCUAAAGCAAGACGCGCCGUCGGUAUCUACGAGCUCACGACUUUCCGGACUUAGCGAUACGGCCGGCAAUCGAGACUCCGUACUGGCACCACCGAGCCUUGCAUCAAGUCUGGGCCGGUCUGCUUCGGUGCAGUAUAGAGACAGCAGUGGCGACGGUACCGGAAGCAUUGCCAGCGGUCAGCAGAGCAGCUCACAGAACAGGUCAUCGCUUGACGUUGAUUCAAUCUUGUCCAAAUGGACCAUUCCUAACUCACUCGCUACGAUGCUAUCAGUUGAUGAGGAAAUGGAGCUUGAACUCAGAACUCAGAACGGCAAGAAAACAACGUCAAUAAAAACCACAGGGAGUGAUAUUGUACAAACAGUUCUGCGACUACGCAUUGACGGCAGUCAGGAAGUGAGCACACCAAGCUCCCGAGGUUUAGACAAUGAUAGAGACGAGGCUCUGCUACCUCAUGCUCCACCGCUUACACCGAUGGCAUCGCCACAGAAACCAUCGAAAUCACCACUUACACCGUCGAGCUUAGCAUCGUCUCGUCGAAAGAAGAAGCGGGUGAAUCCUCCCGACCUGAAGUUGCAGGCCCGUCACACAUUGGGCAAGCCAAUUGAGUCCUUUGGUACACCCGACAUGCCUGACAUCCGGCCGCUCUCCGUUCGAAAUUCAGCAACAUCCUGGAAUGCUAGAUCAUCAUGGGAAAAUAAGAGCCUACCUAGCAUCAGCCUUCCGACACCUCUCAAAGUUGGCAUCAAAACGCCACGGUCACCGAAAUCCCCGUCCAAUACUAUCCGCUCCUCCUCCAGGGCUGCCACAGAAGAAACAAGCCCGUCCAGCGUCGCAGCACAGGAGGACGACAGGUUGACAUCGCUGUCGCUGAGUCUAUCCGGUAUACAAAAAGAGAUCCAAAAAAUGGCCUCGGCUGACUCGGAGACAUUCUGGAAACGGCUGACCGAACAAUGGGGCACAUGGGCAGAUGCAGCCCUUUACAAGGCGCUUGAGAUGGACCGGAAACGUUGGCUGUUAUCGGCCUUGUAUAGCAUCAAUCCCGCGCCGGAUGCGGGUAUUCCGGUGACGAACAUUGAUCGCCGUAUCCUCGCCUUCUUUGAGACCCAAGCUACGGCAUCAUACAUUGCCGCUCUCAACGCCGGCACUCUUGUCCACCACAUGUCGCCAAGUCCGCUCUCCAACAACCUGUUUCCCAACGUCGUGCCCGUGUUGUCUCCCGCCUUCUCGUGCACGUCACUGUCCGCUUCGCCCCUGGCCUUCUCCGACAUCUACGUCCAACCACUGCCAGCCCUGGUGUCCGCCAGCGACAUCCCGCUCGUUCUACGCAAUAUGCACCGGGCGCUCACGCCACAGGGUACCUUGCACUUGCUCCUCAUCGACCCGACUCCUGCACGCAGCGCCACCGGCCCACGGCUGCAAGCCUGGCUCGACGAGCACUUGCUGUUGAAUUUGGAGCGGCAGUUCCGCUGCACGAGUCCCACGCGACUGUUUCCAACAUGGUUGCGAGACGCACAUUUUCAGCUCGGUGCCGGUUCUAAAGUUGUCUGCCCGUUUUCAGCUGUAUUCAAGGAAGAAGAAAGGAGGAAAAACCAGGAGGAGACGCAAGAACCACAACAACCGCCACCACAGCCACAAGAGCAGGCAUCACAAGAGUCACCGAUCGUUCCAGAAGACCUGUCAGAACUGCCAUCGGAACUAUCCGCGCCAGACGCACCACCGAAAAACCCACGCCGCUUACAAAGUCUCGUGGGCCAGAAGCUGUGGCAAGAAAUCUGGGGGCCGUAUGUCACGGCGAACAAGUGGUGGUGGGAGGAUGAGGCCUGUCGUGAAGAAUGCCUCCGGCUGGAGACGGUGUGGGAGUAUCACAUCGUGGAUGCUGUGAAGAAGGAAAGGUAUGUUGCGAGUCAGCUGUGA